Lolium rigidum is the source of this 1557-nucleotide messenger RNA. Its product is annotated as cytochrome P450 84A1-like. The coding region runs from base 1 to 1557 and encodes 518 amino acids. The transcript has 2 exons. The record is from RefSeq and is a predicted model, not a curated record. Gene Ontology annotation, biological process: lignin biosynthetic process. Gene Ontology annotation, molecular function: heme binding; iron ion binding; oxidoreductase activity, acting on paired donors, with incorporation or reduction of molecular oxygen. Lineage: Eukaryota; Viridiplantae; Streptophyta; Magnoliopsida; Poales; Poaceae.
AUGGCGGCAUUUGCAAAGCUCGCCAUGGAGUGCCUCCAGGACCCACUCAUCUGGCUCUUCCUUGGCUGGAUGGCCUUCCUCCUCCUCCAAAGGCGGAGUCACGGUGACCCGCCGCUGCCGCCGGGCCCGAAGCCGCUGCCGAUCAUUGGCAACAUGCUGAUGGGGGACCAGUUCACCCAUCGCGGCCUGGCCACGCUCGCCAAGCAUUACGGCGGGCUGCUGCACCUGCGCGUCGGCUCCCUCCGCAUCUUCGUGGUAUCGACGCCAGAGCUCGCGCGCCAGGUGCUCCACACGCAGGACGCCGACUUCGCGCACCGUCCGGCCACCGCCGCCGUCCGCUACCUCACCUAUGGCCGCUCCGACCUGGCCUUCGCGCACAGCGGCAGCGCAUACUGGCGCCAGAUGCGCAAGCUCUGUGCCACCAAGCUCUUCAGCCGCCGCCGCCCCGAGACGUGGCUCGCCGUGCGCGACGGGUACGGCGCGCUGGCCCGCGCCGUCGGAGAGUCCAGCGGCCAGGCCGUCAACCUCGGCGAGCUCAUCUUCAGCCACACCGUGCGUGUCAUCUUCCGCGCCGCCUUCAGUACCGUCUACGACGACGAAAGACUGGAGGAGUUUAUCUCCAUGUUCCCGGAGUUCUCCAAGCUCUUGGAAGCAUUCCACAUCGGUGACUUCUUCCCGUGGCUCAGCUGGAUGGGCCGGCGGGGCUUCCAACGGCGCCUUGGCGCGGCGCGGGAUGCUCUUGGUGAGUUUUUGGACAAGAUCAUUGAUGACCACGUGAGGAGGGGCAAAAACCCCGAGGAUGCCGAUGCUGACAUGGUGGAUGGCCUAUUGGGGUUUAUCGCCCAAGCAAACCAAGCAGGAGGCGGGAAGGACGGCGACGGUGGGCCCCGCUUCACAUGCGACAACGUCAAGGCCGUCAUGACGGACAUGUUGUUUGGAGGGCCGGACACAAUAGGGGCUACAAUCGAGUGGGCGAUGGCAGAGAUGAUUCGGAGCCCUGAAAUCCUUCUACGGUUGCAGCAGGAGCUCACCAAUGUCGUGGGGCUCGGCCGGGCCGUGGAUGAGUCGGACCUUGACAAGCUCCCAUUCCUCAAAUGCGUCGUCAAGGAGACGUUCCGCACGCACCCGCCCAUCCCGAUGCACCUCCACGGGACAACCAAAGACUGCAUCCUCGGCGGCUACUCGGUACCCAGCGGCUCCCGUGUCUUGAUCAACGCCUGGGCCAUCGGCCGUGAUGGCGAGGCGUGGAAGGACGCUGACAAAUUCCGGCCAUCGAGGUUCAUGUCUGGAGAGGGAGAGGCCGCCCGGCUAGACCUUAAGGGCGGCUGCUACGAGUUCCUGCCGUUCGGUGCCGGGCGACGUUCGUGCCCGGCGCAGGGCCUCGGCCCGUACGCGGUGGAGUUUGCCGUCGCGACACUCGCGCAUGGGUUCGAAUGGGAGCUACCGGAUGGCAUGAAUCCUGCAGAGCUUGACAUGGGCGACCUGUUCGGCGUCACCGUGUCACGUGCAAAACGUCUCUAUGCCGUACCCAAGCCACGUCUCACCUGCUCCUUGUAG